AUGGGGACCAAGAGCCACCACCUUGGCCUGGGAUUUCUGCUCCUGCUCUUUCUCCCUGCAGAGUGCCUGGGAGCUGAGGGGAGACUGGCUCACAAGCUGUUUCGUGACCUUUUUGCCAACUAUACCAGUGCCUUGAGACCUGUGGCAGACACGGACCAGACUCUAAAUGUGACCCUGGAGGUGACACUGUCUCAGAUCAUCGACAUGGAUGAGCGGAACCAAGUGCUGACCUUGUACCUGUGGAUCCGGCAGGAGUGGACAGAUGCCUAUCUGCACUGGGACCCCAAAGCCUAUGGUGACUUGGAUGCAAUCCGCAUUCCCAGCAGCCUAGUGUGGCGACCAGACAUCGUUCUCUAUAACAAGGCAGACACGCAGCCACCAGCUUCGGCCAGCACCAACGUGGUUGUGCGGCAUAACGGCGCCGUGCGCUGGGAUGCACCGGCCAUCACACGCAGCUCGUGCCGUGUGGACGUGUCUGCCUUCCCGUUCGAUGCUCAGCGCUGCGGCCUGACCUUCGGCUCAUGGACUCACGGCGGGCACCAGCUGGACGUGCGACCCCGUGGCGCGUCUGCCAGCCUGGCCGACUUCGUGGAGAACGUUGAGUGGCACGUGCUGGGCAUGCCGGCGCGCAGGCGCGUGCUCACCUACGGCUGCUGCUCCGAGCCCUACCCGGAUGUGACCUUCACUCUGCUGCUGCGCCGCCGAGCUGCCGCCUACGUGUGCAACCUGCUGCUGCCCUGUGUGUUCAUCUCCUUGCUGGCGCCACUGGCCUUCCACCUGCCCGCUGACUCGGGGGAAAAGGUGUCUCUGGGCGUCACCGUGCUCCUGGCGCUCACCGUCUUCCAGCUGAUCCUUGCUGAGAGCAUGCCUCCCGCGGAGAGCGUUCCACUCAUCGGGAAGUACUACAUGGCCACCAUGACCAUGGUCACAUUCUCCACAGCCCUCACCAUCCUCAUCAUGAAUCUGCAUUACUGUGGCCCUACUGCACACCCAGUGCCUGCCUGGGCUCGGGUCCUCCUGCUGGGACACCUGGCCAGAGGCCUGUGUGUGCGGGAGCGUGGGGAGCCUUGUGGGCAGUCCAAGUCACUGCAGUCAGCCCCCAGCCUCCAGCCUCCAGAAGGUCUCCCAGCAGGCCCUUGUCAUGAGCCACGGUGUCUGUGCCAUCAGGAAGCCCUUCUGCAUCAUGUGGCUUCCAUUGCCAGCACCUUCCGCAGCCACCGGGCUGCCCAGCGCUGCCACGAAGACUGGAAGCGCCUGGCUAGGGUGAUGGACCGCUUUUUCCUAGGCAUCUUCUUCUGCAUGGCUCUGGUCAUGAGCCUCCUGGUUCUGGUCCAAGCCCUGUGAGGGCCAGGAACUGGAGCUUACGGAGCUUUGGUCACCUCAACACCACCAGAUAGGAAUGACAAAACCCGGGUGGUUGUUGGUACUCAGAGUGCUGCUCCAAGUCAGGAACACCUCUCAGGACCAGCGCUUCUGACCUCACAAGCCACAGACAGCUUUUGUGAUCUGUGUGCCCUCACUCCUUCUCCCUUCCCUCCAAUAUGAUUCAGGUCCAAGUACAGACUUGGAAAUAAGAUUCAAUGUCAGCUGAGCAAGAUGGUGUACUCCUGUAAUCCCAGCACAUAGAGGCUGAGACAGGAGGAUUUCCAUAAACUCAAGGGCAGCCUGAGCUUCAGAAAACUU
Arvicola amphibius (Eurasian water vole) is the source of this 1683-nucleotide messenger RNA. It is a transcript of the gene Chrna10, whose product is annotated as cholinergic receptor nicotinic alpha 10 subunit. Gene Ontology annotation, molecular function: transmembrane signaling receptor activity; acetylcholine-gated monoatomic cation-selective channel activity. Gene Ontology annotation, biological process: regulation of membrane potential; chemical synaptic transmission; nervous system process. Lineage: Eukaryota; Metazoa; Chordata; Mammalia; Rodentia; Cricetidae. The record is from RefSeq and is a predicted model, not a curated record. Gene Ontology annotation, cellular component: synapse; postsynaptic membrane; neuron projection. The coding region runs from base 1 to 1344 and encodes 447 amino acids. The transcript has 5 exons.